CUUUAACUUAACAUGAAUUUGAAUGGAAACUGGCGCUGAACGACCGAGAUCUCGGCGUCCCCGUUUGCCUUCAGUUUUACCAAAUUCUCUGGAGGUGGAAGUUGGAGGAGAGAGCAGCUGGAGAGCUGUGUACGUCGACAUGGCACAAAGGAAAGAAGUGUUUCAAUCAAAGGUACUCAAGAAACUUUACCCUGCACCUUCCAAAUUGGAUAAAGAACGCAGCCCACCACGCAUUGUAGAAGCCCUUGCCAAAAAAACUCACGUGAAAAGAAAAGUUUCUGGAGAGGACAAAGCAUGUGGAGAUGCGGGGAAGACGAAGAAUGCAGCCAAUCCAGGCAGGCGGAUGUACACAGUUUUACCUCCUCCUGCAGACUACAAUAUACAUUCAGAGGAAUCCGUCACACUUACCCAGCUAGAAAGCAUAAAUAGUGCAGAGGACCCAGCUGAGGAGAGCGUCCAUGAUGGCAGUGAAGAAGUGGAUGGAGAAAAAGAGGAACAGAAAAGAAGGAGAAGAAGGAAGAGGAAGCAAGUCUCUGGGAAAGAUGGGGCAGCUCCGGUGGGUGAGUCCAGCACAGUUCGGAUGCAGGUGGACCAGGGAGAAGAGCGCAUUAGCAAGAACAAGAAGAGAAAACUGAAAAAGAAACGGCACAAAGAGAAGCUGCUCUCCAUGGGUCUGGUGCAACGGGCCGCUGCGCUGGAGUUCACCUACCAAAAAGAUGGAGAGGCAGAGGCGGAGGAUGUCGAGAUCAAAGCUGCUGAGGUGUCAGACUUCCUGAGGACAACAAUGGAAAUCUAUACGUCAGAUUCCUUGUUACAUGUAGCCAAGGUCCCCCACCUGUCUGCUACCGUGGAUGACCUUCUGGGCAGCAUAGCCAGUGGAUGCAAGUCUGCGUCUGUCCUGAAUCAGUUGUACCGUCUCAAGGCCUUUGUACAACAGAAGGAGACAGACGAAUUAGAAAAGGCACUGAAAGAGCUCAACAACAACCCCUCCAUGUCUGCAGAGGAAACAACUGCAGUCGUUUCUCUGUUCCAAUACUGGAUCACAGACAUUCUUCCCAUGCAGGGAGACAAGACGACAAAGCUUUCUACAACUCACCCAUGAGACUGUCAAUCACACAGAAACGGAGAUGCCACUAUAGGAUUAUUUCUUCCUCUACUCCUGGAAAUUCUCUUCUUACACACUUAUUUGAAAAUGUUGGGCAUUACAUGUUAAUAUGUACAAUAUGUUUUGUUAUGAAACACUUGACCUAUG
Messenger RNA from Amphiprion ocellaris (clown anemonefish), 1252 nucleotides. Its product is annotated as glutamate-rich protein 1. NCBI's taxonomy places the organism in Eukaryota, Metazoa, Chordata, Actinopteri, Pomacentridae. The record is from RefSeq and is a predicted model, not a curated record. The coding region runs from base 23 to 1102 and encodes 359 amino acids. The transcript is spliced from 7 exons.